Messenger RNA from Clonostachys byssicola, 1701 nucleotides. The record is from the annotation of a GenBank genome assembly. NCBI's taxonomy places the organism in Eukaryota, Fungi, Ascomycota, Sordariomycetes, Hypocreales, Bionectriaceae.
AUGAGCGGACCUCCUUUUCAAAUCGAUGACUGGCAAACGGCAGCCGCAAAGAAACGUCAGGGAUUACGAGACAGCAUCCCCGAGUCCCAUCUGCUGCCCGCUGAGCUAGCAAAAAAGGCGGCGGAAGGGCUGUUGCUCCCUUCAGAGCCGGAGGUAUUGAAAUGUGGCAUUCUGAAUGACCUUGAUAUCGAAAUAACCUCGAUUGAAGAUGCAGCGGUUCUGCUGGACCGCAUUGCCAAAGGGAUCUACAGUGCAGUCGCCGUGACAGAGGCUUACUGCAAGCGAGCCUCUAUCGCGCAGCAGACUGUUAAUUGCCUGACCGAGAUAAUGUACGAUAAAGCUCUGGAAAGGGCAAAGUAUUUGGAUGAUUACCUUGAGAAUCAUGGAAGAACGAGUGGAAUUCUACAUGGAUUGCCUGUGUCACUUAAGGACCUCUAUGGUGUCAAAGGUAUACAUGCAACGGCUGGACUCGCCUCAUGGAUCCCCAAUGUCUCAGCUGAGGAUUCAUCGAUUACCAAAGGGAUACUUGCUGCCGGCGGCGUUCUAUAUGUCAAGACCAACGUGUCACAGGGCCAUUUGAUGGUCGAGUCCAUCAACAACGUAUUCGGUACUACAUCCAACCCAUACAACACAGCUCUCUCAGCAGGAGGCUCUUCGGGGGGCGAGUCGGCGUUGAUCGCAGCUAAGGGAUCAAUUCUGGGCAGCGCAACGGAUGGAGGUGGGAGCAUCCGGAUGCCCGCGGCUUUCUGUGGUCUCUGGGGUGUAAAGUGCUCCAAAGGGCGGAUGCCAACUAUGGGAAUUCAGUCGCCAGGCGAUGGUAAUGAGUCGACAAAUGCAGGUCUUGGGCCGAUGGCGAGGAGUGUAUCCGGCUGUGAGCUAUGGCUGCAAGCUCAACUUGGGAAUCAGCCUUGGAACUUCGAUUUCAAUUGCAUCCCUAUGCCCUGGAACACGGGGAAAGCACAGAGACCGAAGUCGAAACUGAUAAUUGGCGUGGUUCGAGACGACGGUGUGAUCCGACCGACGCUACCCGUGAGCCGUGCCUUGGAGCAUGUGAUUACUUUGUUAGGCUUGGCAGGGCAUACCGUAAUUGAUCUCCCCGCUGGCGAGAUCAAAGAGAUCCAUCAACGAGGCACCUCCUGCGUCAUGAAGUCAAAUGUGCAAGGCGGAGGCCACGGCAUCAUGCAGCAUAUCGCCGCAUCAGGGGAGCCUGUGGUUCCGCGAACGGCGACCGGUUCGCCAGCAUCUCUUCUCACCACACAUGAAAUCUUCGCCAACCACAAGGAGCGCGCUGGCCUGGCCGCUCGGUACAACGCGCUCUGGGUUCAAUACAGCCUUGACGCGAUCCUCGCACCCGCAGUUGCGCAUCCAGCGCCACCACAUGGCAAGUACGUGUCCAAUUGCUAUGCCGGGAUAUACAAUAUGCUCGACUACGCGACAGGAAGCAUCCCUGUGACCAAGGUGGACUUGGAAAGGGACAUUGCUCCGCCAGAGUGGUACAACGCGCCAGUGUACCCGCGUAUUGAGGAGAUCAGGUUUCCGUAUGACUGGGGAGACAAGGAGAUGAAAGAGAUAUACACUUCGCCAGAGGUAUUCAAGGACUCGCCAGUCGGUGUGCAAAUAGCUUGUAGAAGGUUGCAGGAAGAGAAGUGUGUGGGUAUUUUGAAGGAGAUCGAGGCACUGCUCAAGGAGGGCGGAGCGUGA